GCCUAUUCUUUUUCUGCAUUUAAGGUUAAUGCCACUGUUUUUUUUAUAUGUAUAUAUUUAUUGGUUAGUUUCAAAACAUAAGCUGAAUAACUCUUGCAUCUCUCUCCUUUGUACCACUCUCAUCUCAUUCUCACGUUCAAAACCUUUUUCUCAUCCUUCUUCCCAUGUCUUCUACAGAAUGGCCAGAAUUCGAAUCCACUACUUCCAGCAGAAAGGCUCUUGAAUGGUCUUUACGAACAGAAUCGGAACUUCAUGUGGGACGUCUGGAGGCAAAACUGGAGAGUAUCAAAAAGAAACAAAAUAGAGCUACAAAGCAUCGAUCUCAUGAUCUCCCACAGACUUCUCAAGAUCUGAUAGGAGAUCCAGAUGCGGAAGAAAUUCAAGCGGGUCAAGAAGAAGCCGAUGAAGGGUUAUGGCUCCUUUGGGAUAAUCAACCUUCACAAAAGACAUCCUCAUCAGCAAGAAGCCAAUCAGGGAUAUAUGGAUCGAACGCUAUUAGAGGUCCAUUUACAGAGCCAACUGCUUUUUCGGGCCGUAGAUCAGAACCUGACGAUGAAGAGACUCAAACUCAAGGUCAAGAUGAAGAGGAGGAUGAGGAUGAAAGAGAAGAAAGACUCGAGCUUGCCAAAGCACAAGCCAAGCAUGCGGAAGAAUACAUGGAUAAAGGCCGGGUGUGCUCAAGGACAUGUUGCAUUAUCUUAUAAG
Messenger RNA from Lobosporangium transversale, 705 nucleotides. RefSeq lists its product as hypothetical. Bases 165 to 704 code for a protein of 179 amino acids. The record is from RefSeq and is a predicted model, not a curated record. NCBI's taxonomy places the organism in Eukaryota, Fungi, Mortierellomycota, Mortierellomycetes, Mortierellales, Mortierellaceae. The transcript is spliced from 3 exons.